AGGCCGCGUGACGUUUUUUUAAAGGGACGGCGUGCAAAGUGUCCUUAAAUUCGCCUUCACAACGUAGACGCUCGUUUGUAAUAAACUUUUAUAUACACAACUUUCAUAUAUAUAUACACAACUUUCAUAUAUAUAUACUGUACACACAAAGGCGCUAUCGAGUGCCGAGGUAACCACAGUAACAAGGUUAACCCCAGCCCCCCAGCCCGUUAUCCACACGCAAGCCACAUCGCCCACAGGUCAACGCCGGACAGGAGAUGCCGGCGGUGCGGCAUGUGACGCGCGUGCGCUCCCUCUACCGCCGGCUGCUGCAGCUGCACCGCCACCUCCCCGUGGAGCUGGCGGAGCUGGGCGACCGCUACGUGAAGGACGAGUUCCGGCGCAACAAGACGGCCGGCCCGCGCCUCGCCGAGCAGUUCCUCGCCGAGUGGGAGGCGUACGCGACCACCCUGCAAACGCAGGUGACUCAGGAUCCGGGUCGGGUGAUCCGGCCCGGAGCUUACCUGAACGACGAGCACCUGUCCAACUUGCGCGAGGAGCAGGUGGAGCAGCUGUACGAGCUCAUGCAGGCGACCACCGCGGCCCCCGGCUCGCAGGACUCGCGGAACGGAGCGCCGGGCGGAACCGGAGCGGCAGGGCCAGCCUCGUGAGCCGGGCGGAUCCCGCCCGCUCCGUGUCGCGUCUUGGACUUUCUCGGGGAUUAAAGGGGGGGGGGGGUGCAAGGCCUGGUUAGCGAGCGCCUAUUAAGGCUGGCGUAAGCACAUCAGAGGGCAGGAUGGCUGGACCUACGCCCGGCCGCCUUUUUAGCUUUUCUCCUCCGAUGCUUACUCAACUGCAGCGGCAAGGGUUGUCACAUCGAAAGGUGCGCAGAGAAACGGAGGGCUCUCACGGGUCGACGAAAAUCUCCCAGUAUUGUGUCGAGUGAGGCGUGGAUCGUUAAUGCGUCAUUGUUAUCGUUCAGCAACUGUUCAAACACCGGGGAACUUUGAAUGUCCCGGGAAAGACUCCCAGAUUGCCCGGCUUACGGCAGCCGCAGCCUCGCCAACGAGAGGGAACGGGUCGACGACCGUAGGCGUGCCGGCUGAUCCUUGAAACCCCCACCCCGUGGUACAAAAACAGUCUACUAAACGAGUGUUCUACCGGCGCGACUUUCCCAUGUAAAUGCGACGUAGUUUCUGUACCCGCCCGCUUCACCGGGUUGUCUACCACCCCCCCCCCCCCACAUUAACCGGGACGCGUCGGGUACAUGCGGCCUGGCGGAUAUUCGCGUGCUGCUGUUUUUUUGUCAACCCGAAAUUUUUCGGCAGUGGGCCUUUCUUGUGUACAGCAAAAAAAAUCUAAUAAAGCUAUUUGAACAAA
Molecule: messenger RNA, 1359 nt
Organism: Lethenteron reissneri (Far Eastern brook lamprey)
Lineage: Eukaryota; Metazoa; Chordata; Hyperoartia; Petromyzontiformes; Petromyzontidae
Product: succinate dehydrogenase assembly factor 3, mitochondrial-like
Biological process (GO): succinate metabolic process; mitochondrial respiratory chain complex II assembly
Cellular component (GO): mitochondrion; mitochondrial intermembrane space
Source: RefSeq, a predicted model, not a curated record